CUUCGACGUAUCGCGAUAUUUCCGCCUCAAACUGCUUCAUCGGUCAACGUUAAACUGUCAUAAAGUCAGCGCAUCAGCGAGUCUCGUUAAACUAAACUAAAUCAUUUAUUUAUCUUUACAAGUUAAAGGGCAGCGGUUCAGAACUUCAUUUAAAUCUGCUGCUCAGUCAUUUCCUGUCAUGAAGAGUCUCUGUCACUCACGGGUGAGCGAUUGAUUGAUCAGCCUUCAUCGCUUCUGCAAGGGUUUCUGUCCACCAGCAUGAAGUCUUUUUGGAUGUCAUCUUGUCUGCUGCUGCUUUUGGAGGUCAGCAGUGUGUUUCUUCAGGAAAACAACAAGCCCAACUUUGUCCUGAUGAUGGUGGAUGAUCUGGGAAUUGGAGAUCUCGGCUGCUACGGCAAUAAAACACUGAGAACUCCAAACAUCGACAAGUUGGCCGAAGAGGGAGUGAAGCUGACCCAACACAUCGCUGCAGCGAGCCUCUGCACCCCGAGCCGGGCGGCGUUUCUAACAGGACGGUACCCAGUAAGAUCGGGUAUAGCUGGGGAUUUGAAACCAGGAGUUUUUCUAUUUAAUGCAGCGUCAGGAGGCCUUCCUAGUCAUGAAGUGACCUUUGCUAAGAUUGCUAAGCAACAGGGUUACGAAACUGCUCUUAUAGGAAAAUGGCACCUAGGUCUUAACUGUAAGAGCAGUGACGAUCACUGUCACCACCCCAGCACCCACGGCUUUAACUACUUCUUUGGCAUUCCUUUGACCAACUUACGAGACUGCCAGUGGGGACAUGGGACCGUUUUCCAAAUCCAUAAAUAUUUACCGUACAGGACAUUUGGAGUUGUGUUGGUCUCUGUAGUUGGGCUCCACUGCAUUGGGCUCAUCAGAUUCCGCAGAGGGCUGAUCUUCGGUCUGCUGUUGGUGGCGGUCAUAGUCACAGGAAUGAUGGUGGGAUUCAUCAGGAUCAUCCCGUACUUCAACUGUGUUCUCUUCAGGGAUCACAGUAUUGUGGAGCAACCAUUCACAUCUGAAAACCUGACGCAGAGGAUGACCCACGAAGCCGUGGACUUCAUAGAGAGGAAUUCAGCCAGACCUUUCCUGCUGUUUUUCUCUUUCCUGCAAGUGCACACGGCCAUGUUUGCUUCUGCAGCAUUUAGAGGAACAAGCCACCACGGCAUCUACGGGGAUGCCGUCCAUGAAGUGGACUGGAGUGUAGGUCGGAUCCUGCAGACGUUGGACAGACUCGGUCUGAGAGAAAACACCCUGGUUUAUCUGACCUCAGAUCAGGGGGCUCACUUGGAGGAAAUAUCUGCAGCAGGCGAAGUUCACGGAGGAUGGAACGGAAUAUUUAAAGCAGGGAAGUCCACAAAUUGGGAAGGAGGAAUCCGGGUCCCAGGAAUCCUGCGUUGGCCAGCGAAAAUCCCCAGCGGCAGACAGAUAGAUGAGCCCACCAGCAACAUGGACCUGUUUCCUACAGUGGUCCAGCUGAGCGGAGCCUCAGUCCCUCAGGACAGGGAAAUAGACGGCCGUGACCUGAUGGAUUUGCUGCAGGGCAGAGCUGGAAGACCUCACCAUGAAUUUCUCUUCCAUUACUGCAACUCCUACCUGAACGCAGUCAGAUGGAAACCUGAGAACAGCAGCUCCGUGUGGAAAGCUUUUUAUUUCACUCCGAACUUCUACCCAGAGGACCAAACAGCCUGUUUCCACACUCAUAUCUGCUUUUGCACUCCGGACUAUGUGACCUACCACGAUCCUCCUCUGCUAUUUGACCUCUCCAAGGAUCCAUCAGAGUCCACGCCGCUGACUCCGGACACUGAGCCGGCCUUUCACUCCGUUCUCGCUGUGAUGCAGGAAGCCGUGGAAACGCAUCGCCGGUCGGUGACGCCCGUGGAGAGCCAGUUGACUGCGGGGAAGCUGUUGUGGAAGCCCUGGCUGCAGCCCUGCUGCUCCACACUCGCACAGCUCUGUCAAUGCCACCAACAGGAAGGAGAUGAAAACAAACUAAACUAAUCACAACUGGCUUAUUCCACCUGUAGCUGGACCCAGGCUCCGUUAGCACAACCUGAGGCUCUCUGAGGGACGCAUUUCCUGUCUGGUCUGGCUCAGGGUGCCAUGAUCGACCCCUCAGCUCAGAUUCAUGUUCCACCAACUUUCAGCUCUCCUCAUGUCAUUCAGACUCUGAGUCACUUGACAAAAACAAAAUGUUCUUAACUAAUGUCAGCUUUAUGUUUGAUGCUUCUUAAUUUGAGGCUGAGCUGAAAGUAGAAAAACAAUCCUGGAAAUGAAUGUAAUUAGAUUUUUUUAAUAGCAAUUUCUCUUUUUUUGUUUGUCUUGUUCUUUGGUUUGUGAUUACUUUUCUUGUCCCUGUUUUAAAUGAGUCUGUUUCAGCAUCUGGUGUUGUUUAUGUUCUAUAUGGAAUAAAUAAUGGAUUUAUUAAAUUUG
Melanotaenia boesemani (Boeseman's rainbowfish) is the source of this 2430-nucleotide messenger RNA. It is a transcript of the gene sts, whose product is annotated as steroid sulfatase (microsomal), isozyme S. Bases 259 to 1998 code for a protein of 579 amino acids. Lineage: Eukaryota; Metazoa; Chordata; Actinopteri; Atheriniformes; Melanotaeniidae. Gene Ontology annotation, molecular function: arylsulfatase activity. The transcript is spliced from 10 exons. The record is from RefSeq and is a predicted model, not a curated record.